Plasmodium fragile is the source of this 858-nucleotide messenger RNA. RefSeq lists its product as uncharacterized. The record is from RefSeq and is a predicted model, not a curated record. The transcript has a single exon. The coding region runs from base 1 to 858 and encodes 285 amino acids. Lineage: Eukaryota; Apicomplexa; Aconoidasida; Haemosporida; Plasmodiidae.
AUGGCGGCGUUUAAACCUUACAAGUUUAUCCUUUUUGACAGAAACGUAAAGAAUAGAAAUUUGUACAAACACAUAAUUGCACACCUAGACUUGUCAAUUCUUUGUAAUGAAAUUUAUGUAAAUGAAAAGCUUAGCCACUUCAAAUACGAACAUGUGAGUAGGAACAAAUUAGUGUACUUUUCAGAUCACAACUUGGUCGAUAAAUUGAAAUGUCCCCCACUCAACCGAAAUAUCGAGGAGCACCUUCGACAGUUCGCUUCCAGAGCUACGCAGCAUGCUCAUGACCGCACAAAUGAGGAAGACACACUUGAAGCAAAAACACUGCAUACCGACACGACGAUAGAGAGACAAAGUGGAAUGCCUAACAAGAAAGUGCAUAAAAAUGAUGAACAAAAUAUGAACACCCUCGUAAGUUUUAUUACAUAUGAUGGAAAAGAAAAAGACGAAUUUAUUAACACAUUAAAUUUGAACAGAAAAUACGACGUGGACCACAUAAACAUUUUGUCCUUGAGCAACUGUGACUUCAUUGUUGAUGCACUGAGGAAGAAUCCGUACAAACGGAGAAUUUCAAUCUUCUGCCCUUUUUAUAUAAUUCAUGAUGGAGGUAGCUAUGGUGAUUCCCAUCUCGAUGGCGCCUGCAACAAAUUCGAAGGAAAGAAAAACGUUCCAAAAAAGUUGUCCGACUUUUUAUAUACCAUCGUUAGCGACUUUCUUCCCAUCAGUUACAAGUACAUUCAUAUGUCCGACCUCAUCCGAGCGAUUAUUGUAAACUCUGAAUUGUGCCAGGGGCGUGGGGACGAGGACGUAGAGAUUUUGGAAUUCAUGGACAUGAUGCAGAUUAUAGGAAAGACCGUAUAA